AAAAAGCCAGAUAUUGUCAGCAGAAAAAUACCUUUCAUCCUUGAAUCCAAAACAACAGAAAGAAAUGAGAAAACUGUUUCUGCAGCCAAAUUUCCAGCCCACUUCCAGCAGCAGAGUUUGGAUGAAAACAGAGGCUUCAGUCAGGAAUAUGAGGCCCUCGUUCCUGUUGGCACAGGCCAGACAUGUAAGGCAGCAAAUCUACCAGAAAACAGAGAGAAGAACCGUUUUAACAUCCUGCCUUACGACUGGUGUCGGGUAAAGUUAAACACAUCAGCCCCCACAGAGACGGACUAUAUAAAUGCCAGUUACAUACCAGGCUUCAACAGCAGCAGAGAGUACAUCGCCACGCAGGGUCCUCUGCCCUACACAGUUGUUGAUUUCUGGCGGAUGAUUUGGGAACAGAAAGUGAAGAGAGUUGUCAUGGUUACCAACCACAYCGAAGCAGGACGGGCCAAAUGUGCAGAGUACUGGCCUGGAGACCUGAAGCAGAGUCAGUAUGGAGACGUGUUGGUCUCUGUAACGUCUGAACUGAAGGAACCCAACUGGACACUGAGGCAGUUUACCAUCCAACAGAAAAGAAGCUCAGAGCAACGAUCAGUCAAACAUUUCCACUUCACUGCCUGGCCUGACCGCGGAGUCCCUCAGGGCACAGAGGUCCUGAUCCAGUUCAGAAGGAUUGUGAGGCAGGACRUYGAGAGUGACGGAUCAGAGGCUCCAACCGUGGUCCACUGCAGGUACCCAGUUUACCCAGUUUACCCAUCGCAGUACGUUUUCCUGCACCAGUGCAUCAUGGACAGCCUGCAGCCGUGUGCGACCCAGGAUGAACACGUUUAUGAGAACGACGACACGUUGUACGCAAACACCAUCCAGCUUCAGGAAAUUAUUUAA
Poecilia reticulata (guppy) is the source of this 888-nucleotide messenger RNA. NCBI's taxonomy places the organism in Eukaryota, Metazoa, Chordata, Actinopteri, Cyprinodontiformes, Poeciliidae. The record is from RefSeq and is a predicted model, not a curated record.